AGAUUCUGCUGUCCUACUAGUUUGGCAAGUUCUCUAGGCUCAAAGCAGCGUAGAAAGGCGGAGAAGAGGGCAUAAAGUCAAUUUAGCGCACAUUUAUACACUUCUCUUGUCCCGCAGACGGUAUACGAGAGAGGAGUCAUGGAGGCUGCCAUUCAGACCAUGGUGAAGGUCUACCUGAAGUCAUCCAAGGGAAAGGAAAAUCUAGGACAGAAAGAGUUCCAGGGCCUUGUCAAGAACCAGCUCUCCAACAUCCUUUCGGACACAGACAGCAAGGAGGCGAUCAAGAAUAUGAGCCAGGGACUGGAUUCCAACCAGGAUGGCAAGGUUGGUUUUGAGGAGUACCUAAAGCUGGUCGGCUACCUAGCGGUCUCGCUCAGCGAGCAGCGUGUCCUCGCCAAAGAGGAACCUGCCCAAAAUGCUGCGUCCGGACAAGUGGCACAAAGUGCCCCGGACAAAGUGGAGGAGAAGCCAGAGGGAAACGCAGCGGCAAAGCCAGAGGCAAAGGCAGAAGCAACUGGUGAAGUAAAGGUAGAAGCAAAUGCAGAUGCAAAGGUAGAAGUAAAGGUAGAAGCAAAGGCAGAGGGGCAGAAGGAGCCAGAGGCAGCAAAGAAGGAGAACAGCCCAGCAGCAGCAGUGGUAGCAGCAGUAGAGCCAGCAGCAAAAGCCGUGGAAGUGGAGAAGCCAAAGGAAACAGAAAAGGCGAAGGAAGUUGAAGAGACGCUGGCAGCAGCUGUGGAGGAAGAGGGGGAGAAGAAGACAGAGGAGGCGACCUCAUAGGGGACAGUCCAUUCUUUUACAACAAAAGAAUCACAAUACACGCUUACAUUUAACACUAAAAAACACCAAAACACAGCAUUCAAUGCCAAAAUAAGUUGGUAAGCCACCCAAGCUUUUUUUUCAAACACUCACAACUUUGAAAUACAAAAUAUAUCGGUAAAGGUUCAAACACUACAAGCCCAACUCUGAAGAAACCCCAUUCCUUAUAUAUGAUAAAUAAUACAUGUACAUGACAGUAGAAUUAUUGCUUUGUACUACUAGUUACCACUAUGUUCAUAUGUACAGCAUGUGCAUCCCACUAUAUAGCACAUUUACCUCAUUAUGAUCAUAUACUUUGAUAGCAUGCAGAUGUCCACUAUCAUAUGCAUGCUGUAUCCCUGUGAAAACUUCAAAAUAUGAUUUACCUGCAGCAGCACACUGACACGCGUGACCAAAGUGUCACUGUAUCUUAACACACCACUACAGCCAAGAUGUUUAGUUUAAAUCACAUCUUCUCCCCACUUUUGUCUUUAUCUGGGUCUCUUCUUCAAUUCUUCUACACUACUUACUGUAGCUACAUUGGUCUUUGGUAAAUCAUCAGCAGUGAGCACUAAUGGUUUAAAGCAGUGGUUCUCAAACUUUUCUGCCACGCCCCCCUUCAGAAGCCAAAAAGAGUUCAUGUCCCCACAUCCCAGCAAAAGUGGAUUAAAUUUUUAUUAAUCAUUAACAAUACAGUCGAUUGAAAUAAACAGGAUUCAGGUUAGCAAAAUAGCCUUGCUAGAAUCCGAGCCCUUUUGUUUGUUCAUGUCAGUACAUGAAUCAUAUUCAUGCAAUUUUAGGUCUGCUCAACAUCCACAAUCCCCCUGAAGUGGCUAUAGGCCCCCCAGGGGGUUCCCGCCCCCCAGUUUGAGAACCACGGGUUUAAAGAAGUAGUUUGAGCAUUUGAGAAAUAUGAUCAUUAGCUUUCUUGCCAGGAAUUAGAUGUGACAAUCAAAACCACUGUUGUAUGUGUCCAUUGCAUAUGAAGCUAUAGCCAGCUGCCAGUUAGCUCAUUAAUUAACAUGUUACAACUGGGCAGUUUAAUCUUGUUUAGACUGUUUUUUGUGUGCAUUAAACAAAUAAGAUACAGCGUGUUAAUUAGAGGUUCUAGUAGGUGGAUUUUGUUGCCUUUGGAGAGAGCCUCUGUUUACAGUCUUUAUGCUAGGCUAAGCUAACCUGCUGCUGGCUGCAUUCAGUUUUAACGUAGGCCUACAGACAUUAGAAUGGUAUCAAUCUUCUCAUCUAACUCUUGUCAAGAAAGCUAAUAAUUUACCAAAAUGUAAAACUAAUCCUAAUACGGUUGCAUGAAAAUAUGUCUAUAACACUACAUAGAAUUUUUACAUUCUUGUCUUUCAACUCAAAAUGCUAUGGAGUGGUUUGGCAUGACAAUAAACAAGCUGUUUUGCUGAAGCUUUGCAUUAAUUCAACUCAUCGUGUACUCAUGCCCCAUCACGCCCUCUUCUCUCUAUCUUUCUAGUCUACCUUAUGGGCUCUCUGUCCCUUUGCAGUCAAAAGGGAACCCAAAACAGUCCCAAAGAAGUGGGUUAGUGACUAGAGUAGCAGGUCAGAGAAGGUGUUCUUGUAGUAUAAUCCACCUGGAUUAGAACUGGUAGAGAAGAAAAAAACACAGUCACUAUCUCAAGUACUUUAUGAUACAAUUAGUGCAUUUUUAUUUGGUGCGUGUCUUCCAAAUCAUAUGGUAUUUAAACAGUCAGGUUCUACUUAUUGAUCCAUAAAGGUGCUGGACGGUACAUUAUCUAGAGUGAUCACUCGUAGCCCUGGAUUGACAGAAACUUGGCCUUUGUUUUGGAGACUCUCUUAAAUUGUAGCAUGUUGUUUUCUGUUGGUUUUAGAGCCACUUGAUUAGGCUUGCGUGUGUUUGUGUCACACCCUCACACAGAGACCCAGUUUGACUUGCAACUGGAUCCUUGAGUCCCAGACAUUGGGGAACUACUGGAUUAGGUAUUUGAUGGGUAACACACUCUGGGAUACAAACAAUUACAUGAAAGUAAUCCUGGGCUCUAGUGACCCAUCCCAUUUCUGCUUUUUUUGGUAAAAUAAGAAUACUGACCCAUCAAUAUGAAUCUAUGUGGUGCGAUCUUUUACAAGAGAUUAAUACAUAUGAAAUUGCAUGAUAUCAGAAACAUAUUUGCAAGUAUUAUAAUUGUAUUGCAAUUAUUGUGGCCAAAUAUUUAAGUUCAACAUGGCCUCUUUAUAUUGAACUUUUUAACCUAAAUCUUCCUUGUUUGGACCACUAUGGAGAUCACUUGAAAACGUACUUUUUUUUUUCAAAUUAUAUGCAAUUUGUCAAUAACAAUUUAAUGAUUUGUAAAUUGUCUCAUCAAAAAUAAUGCAGCCGUGACAAAAAGGCUUGUGUUGCAGGCCUGCUAUGUUAUAAGUCUACCUGGCCAGCAGCGUAGUGCUAAGGUACACACAUUUUGGGCACACUACCAAAUGUGCACCUUAUGCACUGUAAUAGCACCUGGCACUUCAAACUGCUCAGCAGCAAAAUAGCCAAGACAAAUAAACCUGAGUCAUGUGGUCACCCUGCCUCACUGCGACACUCCCAUUGCAAAUACUCUCUCAUUUACAAUCACUCAGUACUCAUUGUACGUUGUGUUUCCUGCAUGCUCUCUAGCUAACAAACUUAAUGGACACUUUGGGCUAUAUACACUAUAUUAUUAAGUCUUUUAAUAAAACCUGAAUCAUUUUUAUAUCAAAACAUUUUCUAAUCAUGGUACUUCCUGUGAAUAAUGGAAACAUAUCACUCUCUUGCACCAUCUACAGCCAGCCUUCUGUUCAACAUGUGCAUAGGCCGCAGGCACUUGCAUCUUGUGUAUACAUAUACUGGUAAGCUGCAUACUUUAUUUUCUAUUCCCCAUAAACCAUUUGUGCAUCUUUGUGUUCUUUGUUUGCCCUCAACCUAUUAUUAUAAGAAAAACAUGGCAAGAAGAAACUGGAUAAAGUUUGUUUAAAAUUACUUGACCUGCACCACCAAAAUAUUUAGAGUGAACAGUCCUGGGUUAAAUAUCAUCUGGAAAUGAUUUCAUUUCAGCUAUUGCUUUCUUUUAACCUAUUUGGAAUAGCAGGGGGACACAGUGAACCAUAAGCAUCAUGUUUUCCUUCAGAAAGGUUGAACUGUCUGUACAGGCACUGUCCGAUAAUGUAAACCCCACCCAAUGUUAACUCCAUCUAGAUUAAAAACAUGCUGGAACGAAACACAGCAGAUUUGCAGCAGGGAGUGUUUGCAUUGCCACAUAAUACAUCUCAUUCAUUCUGUGACACAGUAGAUGAAGGUACAAGCCUGUGUUAAGAAUCUUCAGAGCAGACAUACCGUACUAAGUGUACAUGCAAGUAUAUGGAUGUGCUUGAAAGGCUCAUUGGGUCAAAAUGUUUGUGAUUAUGGGACCAUUCCCAGGAUAUUGUGCAGGCUUUCAUCAUGGUGCGCUGAUGUGUUCAUUUCCUGCCAAGUAUUAGAGGGUGUGUUUAACAGUUCAGUCCACUGUCAUGUCCAGUAAAGUCCACUAUGCUAGUAUUUCAAUGUCAUAUAACGCUGUAUCAUUUUUGCUUAUUCUAUGUAACAUGUAAUGGCUAGUAUUGAAUAAAACUGUGACGAUAACAUA
This is a messenger RNA of Micropterus dolomieu (smallmouth bass), 4418 nucleotides long. It is a transcript of the gene s100u, whose product is annotated as S100 calcium binding protein U. The record is from RefSeq and is a predicted model, not a curated record. Gene Ontology annotation, molecular function: calcium ion binding; transition metal ion binding. Gene Ontology annotation, cellular component: perinuclear region of cytoplasm. The coding region runs from base 139 to 777 and encodes 212 amino acids. The transcript is spliced from 3 exons. Lineage: Eukaryota; Metazoa; Chordata; Actinopteri; Centrarchiformes; Centrarchidae.